This is a messenger RNA of Penicillium cosmopolitanum, 3381 nucleotides long. RefSeq names its product GTPase-activating protein. The record is from RefSeq and is a predicted model, not a curated record. The transcript has 4 exons. Bases 1 to 3381 code for a protein of 1126 amino acids. NCBI's taxonomy places the organism in Eukaryota, Fungi, Ascomycota, Eurotiomycetes, Eurotiales, Aspergillaceae.
AUGAUUCCGUGGUCGUCUUUCGUUCAGAAAGCCCAAUCGCUUAUCGAUCCGGCUAAUUUCAAUAUCCCCUCCCUCUCCUCAUCUGACGGCACACCUUCCAAAGCCUCACUAUUCCGCCAACAAUUCCGCCUCCCCGAUUCACAAAACCCGCUCCAAGAGAUUACCGCCGAGCUCGUCCUCCCUUUACCAAACUCGAACUCCGGCUCGGGCGAUAGCGCUCGUCGCGUUGACCGCACGGGUAACCGAUAUACCGGCCGUCUGCAUCUCAGUGAGCGAUUUAUCUGCUUCUCUACCCAACCGACAAGCUUCCUGCCCUCGGCUACACUUAGCGCGUCCACCAAUUUCACUGGUCAAACACAUGGUACCGGUCCUUCUGGCAAUGGUUUCACUCUUCCGCUCUCCUGCAUCCGGCGAGUUGAGCGUCUACACAGUGCUAGUCAUGUUUUCUCACUCGCAUUGACGACAUGGAAUGGCCUGCUGAACAAGCAACAAGAGCCCAACUUUACCCCACAGCGCUUGAUCCUUCAACUUGUCGGCAGCAGGCAAGCAUGCGAGCGAUUCUGUGACACUCUUAAGAAAGGGUUGCGAGAGGGCAUGAAGGAGGUUGACAAUCUAAGACUUGUUGUCAGUGACUGCUACUCGGAAUACCUACUCUCCGGUGCGAAAGGCAAGGCACAAGAAGGAGGCGAGGGAGAUGGUCGGCCGCCCCCUGAUGCCGGGUUGGGUAUGCUUUUCCGCUAUCCUGGUGAUGCGCGUAAGCUUCGAGACCGGAGUAAGAUGAGACUCUGGGGUGAAUAUUUCCGAGAGAACGGCCGGAAUGCCACUCUUGUUCGACAACCAACAUUCCAUAAGUUGAUACGCGUGGGCUUGCCCAAUCGACUGCGUGGUGAAGUAUGGGAGCUUUCAUCAGGCUCCCUCUUCCUUCGCAUUCGCUCUCCUAAAUUGUACCAGGAGACGUUGGUCAAAUUCCAGGGCCAAGAGUCUCUUGCAAUCGAUGAGAUUGAAAAGGAUUUGAACCGCAGUUUACCCGAAUAUCCUGGCUUCCAGAGCGAGGAGGGCAUUGGUCGUCUACGACGAGUCCUUACGGCAUAUAGUUGGACGAACGCCGAGAUUGGCUACUGUCAGGCUAUGAAUAUUGUUGUUGCCGCUCUAUUGAUUUAUAUGUCCGAGGCACAAGCAUUUUUCCUUCUUUCCGUUCUCUGCGAUCGCCUUCUCCCAGGCUAUUACUCGACGACAAUGUAUGGUACCCUUUUAGAUCAAAAGGUGUUCGAAUCCCUGGUGGAGAAGACAAUGCCUGUUCUUUGGGAGCACCUCAUCAAGACCGAUGUACAGCUUUCCGUCGUUUCUCUUCCAUGGUUCCUUUCAUUGUAUAUCAACUCUAUGCCUCUCGUUUUCGCCUUCCGUGUUCUCGAUGUCUUUUUCCUUGAAGGUCCCAAGGUUCUCUUCCAGGUCGGCCUGGCCAUUCUCCGCAUCAAUGGCGAGGAACUGCUUGAUGUCCAGGAUGACGGAUCAUUCGUCUCGGUUCUGAAAACCUAUUUCUCGCGCCUCGACGAAUCUGCCCAUCCAAGAUCCGAGAACCCAAAGCUACGUGCCAUCACUCGAUUCCAAGAGCUGAUGGUUGUCGCUUUCAAGGAAUUUUCUGGCAUCACACACAGUACCAUUGAAGAGCAACGUGAAAAACACAAGGGUGCGGUUCUGGAGAAUAUUGAGAACUUCGCUAAGCGCACAUCAAUCCGCAACCUCGGUCCUGAAAGCAAACGCCUCAGUGUGGACGAUCUUGGAACAAUCUACGAUCGCUUCUACGAUACACUCUAUCAAUGGCAGCAGCAGCAGAAGCUCUUGGAGGAAGAGAGAAGACGACAGGAGAAGAAGAAAUCGGAACGUCUUUCGAUGGGUCGUGUGGGUCUUGGGCCAAGCCCGACUCAUAUGGACUAUGACGCUUUCCGUGAGUUCCUAGCUGCAACCUCGAAAUGGGCUGUUUCGGAUACCCCUGCUGGCUCAAGGUCAGAGUCUAGCUCUGGCUUCGGCAGCCUCAAGGGCAGCAGCAGCAAGUCACUAUUGUGGGCCAAUCGUCGGCAGCCGGCCGACCACGAGUUCAUGCAGCGUCUGUAUCGGAAGUGGGCCACGGAUUCUGAAGAAGGAUUAAGUCUACAGAAUGUCGUUAAUGGACUGGCCAGACUGAAGGGGUCGCCGGAUAUCAUGAACAACAUUAACUACUUCUUCAAUCUUUAUGAUGAUAGUGGCAAUGGCCAAGUUGAUCGGGAGGGCAUUCUGAAAAUCUCCGAGGCAUUCCUCUUCCUUUCACGUCGGGGCUUCGAAGGUACAAUUACUGCGACACAAUCUUUGGAGGACUUGAACAGCCCCCGUGAUCACGACCAUGCGGAACAGAAUACUCUUACAGUCGACGAGCGCUUCCUUGGGAGCGUCAGCGCAUUCAUUCGUCGCUGCUUCGAGUACGCCGACCCAAGCCACCCUGAGAAUCAAAAGGCAUCCCAGCAGGACGCCACCACCGAGGUGACAGACAAACUAGACUCUUUCGCCAUUGGAGAUGACGAGGAAGACCUGAUCAACGUCGACGACUCUAAAUCGAACAAGCCGGCACCAAAUGCCACUUCCAAGCCAAGCCAAUCUGGCGACGGCGAGCCAAACCGACCGAGAUCCGAGUCCGCAAACCCAGCUCUCGACCCCAACAAUCCACUCCACAUCACCCUUCCUACCUUCCGCAUGGUUAUUCUAGCAGAUGAACUGCUCGAGCAAUUUUUCGAAUCCUAUUUCCCGCAAUCAUUCCAUCUCUCCGACCACCCUCACCCAGCCUCACUCGCUGCAUCGUCAUCUCUAUCAUCUAACCUUACAACAUUCUCCAACAUUGGCAGCGCCCGUCCUUCUAACAUCGCUACUGCCGGCAGCGUUUCUGUCGGCGCCUCCGGUGGGAUCGUUCCACCCGGCAAAGGCCUUCGCGGUGUCCUCGACAACAUCGUCACAGAUGGUAUUCGCAUGGCUGCCGAGGUCAAGAAACGCAUGGACGAGGCUCAGCGAGAUCUCGAACGUAAUGCCCUCGGCCGUGACGACGACGAAGAUGAGGAUGAUGACGAAGAUGAACUCCGCCGCGACAGUAACGCCGCCGCUGCAAUGGCGGGCGGUAUCUCCAGUUGGGGUGCAGGCGCAUACGGCGGAGACAUGGAACGUCGCAGUGUCCGGGACGCAGAUCGCGAUCUCCUUGAAGGUGCCGAGGUCCUUAGUGUCCGCGAAAAGGGCGAGGGCUCUUCGCUUCUGGACAACAAGGAUGAAGCUGAAACGAAGGGUCAGCACGGAGCCAAGGGCUCGCCUUCUUCCGCUCACGAUGCGGAGGUCGUGAGUAAAGUCGUUGAGUUUGAGUCUUGA